AUGCCUGCUGAAAGGCGUUCCCUGAGGUCCAACAAGUCGGACACCUCAGCUAACGGAGAAAAACAUCGCUCAAACUCUACUUCCCAGAAUUCCAAAGAUAAGCCGGCUCCUCCUUCUACCAGAUCAUCUGCCCGGGGGAAGACAGCUGCUGCCUCUGGCAAGAAGACGUCCUCCUCCAAUACCGCUAGCUCAACAUCAACACCAACUUCGACUUCAGCAUCCACAUCUGCUGCAAAGAAGAUGGUUGCUGAAAACGAUCAGACUGCUCCUCACACCAACGGCGGCUCAGACCCCGUCGAGAAUGGCGUCAACAAUGUCAACGGGACGGAGGAUGUGGAAAUGGCAGAAGACGACGCUGAUAUCAAUGGAUCUGCCACGCAGAAGAAUCAUCGUGAAGGAGGAGGUGAGCCUGAUGACGGGAUGACUGUGGUGGUGCCACCAUCCAAGGGCUCCAGAUUAUCAGGAGAACCCGAACAAAAUCAGCACGAUAUCACCAUGAAUGAGGUGGAGGAUGGUGACGCGGCUGAGCUUGAGGUGCAAGUUGAUCCCAGGGAGAAAGCCUUAUCAGAUAUCAAAAACAAUUUCACACUGCUCGAACGUGCUGUUGUUCAUUUUGAUCCCCGAUUUACAUUGCGAGCCUUGCGGUCGAUAUCAUCGGUCAUCGUAGAAACAUAUCAGCCCUCGGAUUCAACGGCAUCAUUCCUAUUAGCUUCCAUUGGCAAGAAAUCGGCUUUCGCCGAUGCUGCCGCUGAUUUGCCAAUGGAUGUCGAUGGUGAAUCAAGGUAUCAUGGAAAGGGAACCGCUACGCGCGAUGUUCUUCCCGAGGUCGAUAUCUAUUUGGCUAUCCUCAUCCAGAUCUAUCUAUAUGACAAGAAGGACAUUGAACAGGGUGCAAACUUCUCCAGUAGCCUUGUGGAGCUUGUGCGAUCACACAAUAGAAGAACCUUGGAUUCUUUGGCUGCUCGUGUUUAUUUCUACUACUCGCUCUUUUACGAGCAGCUUGCUCCGCUUCCCCCGUCUCCAGCCGCAGCCGUUAUUUCCAUCCGCCAGCCACUACUUCAGGCAUUGCGAACUUCAGUUCUUCGAAAGGACCAAGACAUCCAGGCAACUAUCACCACCCUCCUCCUGCGUAAUUACCUGUCAACGUCGCACAUCUCCCAAGCAGACCUCUUCGUCUCUCGCUCAGAAUUCCCGCCAGGAGCACCCAACAACCAGAUCGCUCGGUAUCUUUACUAUCUUGGUCGGAUCCGUGCCAUCCAACUGCAGUACACUGAGGCUCACGAGCAUUUGAUCGGUGCCACUCGCAAAUCCCCCUCGAGCCACACCGCAGGCGGUUUCUACCAGGCAUCCACUAAGCUCCUCGUUGUCGUCGAGUUGUUGAUGGGUGAUAUCCCUGACCGCGCAAUCUUCCGCCAAGCAACCCUUGAGCGGGCUAUGCAUCCUUACUUCCUGCUCGUGCAGGCCGUCAGCAUCGGCGACCUAGAUGGAUUCAUCGGUAUUGUCCAGAAACACAGCUCAACCUUCCGACGCGACGGCACAUACACACUUAUCCUACGUCUUCGACAGAAUGUCAUCAAGACCGGCAUUCGUAUGAUGUCUCUGGCUUAUACGCGAAUUUCCCUUCGGGAUAUCUGUCUUCGUCUAGGAUUGGAUAGUGAAGAGUCAGCAGAAUAUAUCGUCGCCAAGGCCAUCCGGGACGGUGUAAUCGAAGCUUCACUGGAUCAUGAGCACGGGUAUAUGAAGAGCAAGGAGGUGGGGGAUGUGUAUGCGACUGGGGAGCCCGGUGAGGUCUUCCAUGAGCGCAUCCGGUUCUGUUUGGAUCUUCAUGACGAGAGUGUUAAGGCCAUGAGAUUCCCCAUGAACCAACAUAGACUCGAGCUGAAAAAUGCACAGGAGGCGCGUGAACGGGAGAGAGAACUAGCGAAGGAGAUCGUCGAGGGGGACUUGGAUGAUGACGAUGCGGGCGGAGACUUUGACACGAUCUAG
Histoplasma mississippiense is the source of this 1986-nucleotide messenger RNA. RefSeq lists its product as hypothetical. Gene Ontology annotation, cellular component: proteasome regulatory particle, lid subcomplex; proteasome complex. The transcript has 4 exons. Gene Ontology annotation, biological process: ubiquitin-dependent protein catabolic process; regulation of protein catabolic process. The coding region runs from base 1 to 1986 and encodes 661 amino acids. NCBI's taxonomy places the organism in Eukaryota, Fungi, Ascomycota, Eurotiomycetes, Onygenales, Ajellomycetaceae. Gene Ontology annotation, molecular function: enzyme regulator activity. The record is from RefSeq and is a predicted model, not a curated record.